Neolamprologus brichardi is the source of this 1695-nucleotide messenger RNA. The record is from RefSeq and is a predicted model, not a curated record. Lineage: Eukaryota; Metazoa; Chordata; Actinopteri; Cichliformes; Cichlidae.
UGAUAAAACUCACGAAGAAGAAGAAGAGGCGCAAUAGCGAGGGAGCGACCCGCCGGACUGUAUUCAAGCGGCACAGCAGUGUUGUGGUGCCAGGAUGGCGACAGACGACGUUGCGCAGUUGGCUGACUCUCUGGCCAAAACUGGAGUGGAGGAUGGAGAGCUCAGUUACAAAGGACAGGGAAGAAAGCUGGACGAUGCUCAGUCAGUUGAGGAGAUGGUGAAGGAGAUCCAGGACUUUGAGGGUUUACAAGCUCUGAGAUUGGAGGGAAACACUGUAGGUGUGGAGGCAGCACAGGCCAUCGCUAAGGCCCUGGAGACAAAGAGUGCAUUGAUGCGUUGUUACUGGAGUGACAUGUUUACAGGUCGCCUGCGCUCUGAGAUCCCACCUGCCCUGAAUUCACUGGGUGAUGCUCUGAUGCUGGCGGGUGCCAGGCUCACAGUUUUAGACCUCAGCGACAAUGCUUUUGGACCCGAUGGAGUAAAGGGCAUUGAGAAUCUGCUAAAGAGUUCCACCUGCUACACACUGCAGGAGCUACGGCUCAAUAACUGCGGCAUGGGUGUCGGAGGUGGCAAGAUUUUAGCUGCAUCAUUGAUCUACAACCAUAAAAAAUCCAGCGCUGCGGGAUCGCCCCUCAGCCUGAAGGUGUUUCAGAUAUUGUCUGUGUCUUCACAGGCCUUGAAACACUUGCGGAGCAUCCAGGUGAUAAACUUUGGAGACUGUUUGGUACGACCGGAAGGAGCCAAAGCGAUUGCAGUGAGCGUGUCAGAGGGGCUGCCGAUCCUCAAGGAGCUCAAUCUGUCGUACGGUGAGAUUACUGAGGAUGCUGCUCUGGUCGUGGCACAGGCAGUAAAAGACAAGGACCAACUGGAGAAACUGGACCUAAAUGGUAACUGCAUCGGAGAGGAUGGUUGCAGAGCCUUGAAAGUCGCCAUGGAAGCCAUGAACAUGAGCGAGCUACUUGGAUCACUCAGUGAUGAUGAGGGCGAGCCAGAAGAUGAUGAUGAUGACGAGGAAGACGACGACGACGAUGAGGAAGAAGAUGAUGACGAGGACGAUGUGGACGAGGAGGAAGUAGAGGAAGAAGAGGAAGAAGAGGAGGAAGAGGAAAGCACUGGCAAUAAGUUUUCCACCCCACAGUCAGCACCUCGACCCCCAGAAGUCUCCUCCUUCCUCAGCUUUCCCUCCCCUGACAAACUGCUUAAACUGGGCCCUACGAGAGCAUUGCUUAUUGAGCAGCAGGUGGAUGUUUCAGACGCUACAAAAACAGCUGAAGCCUUCCUCAAGAUUGCAUCUGUGUACAAGGAGGACAAUACUGAAGUUAAGAAUGCAGUGUUGGACAGUAUUGAUGGGCUCCUGAGGAAAGCUUUCACCUCGUCUUCCUUCCAAGGCUACAGCUUUGUAUCAUCUUUGUUAGUGCUGCUUGGACUUAUUAAGAGCGAGGAUAAGGUGAAACCUGUGAUUGUGGUCCCCGGCCACCUCCAAGCUUUGGAGCAUGUCGUUCGACAGGACUACUUCCCCAAAGAGAGCGUGGCUGUGCUGGAGGCCUUCAUGUCCCGGAAUAACAAGACCUUGGAGUCAUGUGGAAAUGCUAAAAACAAUCUCCAAUCAACACUGCAGAGAGUCCGGUCUCAGAGCUGAGGACUGUGGACACGUGCGCAUAGACUGAUCAUUCAUGGCCUUUGGAAACCAGCACA